GAAAACGUAACCUUUAAACGACAGAAUUGGAAAUUGUCAAAAUUCCAAUAUUUGCGGAAGAGUUAAUUAAAAAAUAAGGAAGAAUUGAGAUUGUCCUGGAAUUUAUUCACUAGAUAAAAAUUUGCUAUUUUUAAUUAUAAAAAAUCAACGACCAGCAACAAAUUUUUACACUUUCUUCAAAAAAAAAAAAAAAAAAAAAAAAAAAAAAAAAAAAAAAAAAAAAAAUGGCAGUGGACAUAAAUUUUUCCAGUGUAAUAGGAGAAAUUUUCAGCGACACCACGCAAACUCUUAAUGGAGAAAAAUAUGGAUAUGGAGAAAACAUUAAUUGGAUAGGAAUAAUAAUUCCCAAAAGAACAGCUCAGUCCGCAUCAUGCUGCAGGGUAAUGCUUCAAGAAAAUCCGAAAAUUUCAUGCGAUUUAGAAUUUCAUGCAAUUGACGGCAUGAGGUUAUGUAGUUGCGUACAAUUUUCACACAUCGUCACAAAUAAACACUAUCAAAUAACACUUUAUUAUUUAAACUCGAAAAAUAAAGUCGAAAAAGAAGAUUCGAUUAAUUUAACUAACAUAACAAAAUCUACAAUGUACAAUUUCAAGAAACAAUUCUACUUACGUGAAAUUAUGUACAAAUCCGAAAAUAUUUGCAUAUUAUGCAAAAUAAUUGAGAUUAAGAUAACGCCUGUAAAAAUGGAUAUUUCAAAAAAUCUAAUGUCCACAAAAUGCCUCUCUCUAUACGAAGAAAAGAAAUUAUCCGAUUUCAAAAUAAUUUGCGACGAUCAAGAGAUUUACGUGCAUAAAAUAAUUCUCGUGUGUCAAUCGGAUGUGUUUCAGGCAAUGUUUGAAAAUCCAAUGAAAGAAUCUCGAGACGAUGUACUUGUUAUUAAUGAUUUUGAACUAAAAAUUGUAGAAUUAAUGAUUCGUUAUCUAUAUACCGACGAAAUGACCGAAAAAUUGUCUGAAGAAGAAUUGAAACAAUUAUUUUUAAUUGCAAACAAGUACAAUUUGGAAAAAUUAAAAAAAAUUUGCUUGACCGAAUUGUGUAGUCUGAUAACGGAUUAUAAAAAAGCUUUAAAUAUUCUCGCGUUUUUUGAGUCUUACAAUUUUGGCGAUAUCAACGAUUUAAUGAUUCAAUUUAUUAAAGAUAAUAAAGAAAUUUUGAUGUAAAAAAUUGUAACAUUGUUUCUGAGCAAUACAUCAAUUAGAAAUUAAUGUAGUUUUAUGUGAGUACUAAAAUUCUUUGUACACUAAAAAUUUGUUCUAAAAUGUUUCUUCUUUUAGUUUAAACCAAAAAAUUACGUUGUAAAAAUGUUUGUUACCUUUUAAUAAAAACUGUGUGGUGUUU
Molecule: messenger RNA, 1338 nt
Organism: Leptopilina heterotoma
Lineage: Eukaryota; Metazoa; Arthropoda; Insecta; Hymenoptera; Figitidae
Product: speckle-type POZ protein-like
Exons: 2
Coding region: 225-1160 (311 amino acids)
Biological process (GO): proteasome-mediated ubiquitin-dependent protein catabolic process; regulation of proteolysis
Cellular component (GO): cytoplasm
Molecular function (GO): ubiquitin protein ligase binding
Source: RefSeq, a predicted model, not a curated record